Lonchura striata (white-rumped munia) is the source of this 1108-nucleotide messenger RNA. NCBI's taxonomy places the organism in Eukaryota, Metazoa, Chordata, Aves, Passeriformes, Estrildidae. The record is from RefSeq and is a predicted model, not a curated record.
AUGGCGGCGGCGGCGGGCGGCGGCGGCCCCGCGGGCCCUCAGGCGGCCGGGGCGGCUCCCGCCCCGGUACCGGGUCCCGGCGCGGUGCUGAUCGGCGACCGGCUGUAUUCGGGCGUGCUGAUUACGCUGGAGAACUGCCUGCUGCCCGAGCACACGCUGCGCUUCACGCCGUCCAUGAGCAGCGGCCUGGACGCCGACACCGAGACCGAGCUGCGCGUCACCGGCUGCGAGCUGAUCCAGGCGGCCGGGAUCCUGCUGCGGCUGCCGCAGGUGGCUAUGGCUACAGGACAGGUGUUAUUCCAGCGGUUUUUUUAUACCAAGUCUUUUGUGAAGCAUUCCAUGGAGGUAAGAAGGCAUUCAAUGACAUUUGUUGCCAUAUUUAUGUUCAAUGAGCAGGUGGCUCUCCAGAUGCUUGUUAAUAACUCAAUAACCCAUAUCUUCCAGAUAAUCGUUAUGUACCUUCAGGUAUUAGAAUGUGAACGUAACCAACACCUGGUCCAGACCUCAUGGAACUACAUGAACGACAGCCUGAGAACAGAUGUCUUUGUGAGGUUCCAGCCAGAAAGCAUUGCCUGUGCCUGCAUUUACCUGGCAGCCAGGACCCUGGAGAUCCCACUUCCAAAUCGCCCACAUUGGUUUUUACUGUUUGGAGCAACUGAGGAAGAAAUUCAAGAAAUCUGCUUAAAAAUCUUGCAGCUGUACACAAGGAAAAAGGUGGAUUUAUCUGAUCUGGAAAGUAAAAUAGAAAAGAAGAAAUUGGCUAUUGAAGAGGCAAAAGCACAAGCUAAAGGUCUGGCACCUGAGGGAGUUCCAAGUUUGGAUAACACAUCGGGAUUUUCCCCUAUCCCAAAAAAUGAGUCUCCAAAAGAGGUUAAAGGAAAUAAACCUUCACCACUGCCUGUGCAGGCCAUGAAGAAUGCUAAAAGGAAAACAGAGGGAGCCAAGAGAACCAGCUCCAACAGCCCAGUAAAUGGUGUCCAGAAAGGGAGAGAGAGCAGGAGUCGAAGUGGAAGCAGAGAUCAGAGUUACUCCAGGUCACCAUCGAGGUCUGCAUCCCCCAAGCACAGGUAGGGUGUGCUCCCAGUCCCUCCCAGUCUCAUUCCCAGUG